Molecule: messenger RNA, 1638 nt
Organism: Hippocampus zosterae (dwarf seahorse)
Lineage: Eukaryota; Metazoa; Chordata; Actinopteri; Syngnathiformes; Syngnathidae
Product: gastrula zinc finger protein xFG20-1-like
Exons: 2
Coding region: 792-1619 (275 amino acids)
Biological process (GO): regulation of transcription by RNA polymerase II
Cellular component (GO): nucleus
Molecular function (GO): RNA polymerase II transcription regulatory region sequence-specific DNA binding; DNA-binding transcription factor activity, RNA polymerase II-specific
Source: RefSeq, a predicted model, not a curated record
AAAUUGUGCUGAUGGAUUGGCCGUGGCAAUUAUGGUGAACAUCAAAGUUUGUGCCCAUGCUGACCCCCAAACAGACAAAAAGACUAUGAUUCCACAAAAACUAAGCCACUAUGUUUGUUUCAUCUUCCACAACUCUUUUUCAAAUGACUGAUGCAAUGAAUAAAAUGAUGAGGUGACUAAACUGGAAUGAGCAAUAAAUCCGUACCAAAUUGACCUUCAAUCCUCGUGCAUUUCCUUUCUGUGUAGAGGCACGCGUUCCAGAGGACCAUCUUCACUUAUUGUGCUGGGCUUUCAGACAUGGCUUCCGUGGAGUGAGGAAGCGGCAGUGUUAAAAUACUUCUCAGACAUUUAAAGUGCCCAAGUUUAUACAUCUGUUGUCAAGCUAUUUUCAAUGUUAAAUUGAAGAUCGAUAUGUAUCAAACAAAUUGGUUACAUCCGACCAAUUAAUUUUUGCCGCUCCAUGUUUUCCGUUCUUUCAGUUUCUCAUUAGGCAUGCUUAUAUUUGCAUCUUGUAUGUCCUUAUGUGAUGAAUCUCAGCCUCCUUUGGGGUCUUUCAUGGUCCAAGUCCCAGAGGAAAGCCUUGCCAUCACAGACCGUACAGCAACUGAUACAUUGACUGAGACACACAUCCAAGCCGAAUGUAAGAAUGUCUCAUUGGGAUCAAGGGGGGGCUACUGAAGAUCACCGGCUACAACAAGAAAGUGCUUCCCCCUCUUUUUUCACCAUUUCCCAGAUUGCACAUUGCUCCCUCAGGCAAGACAGCCCCCCAUCCUAGGCAAUGGUUGCCUAGGAUGGAUGACACUCGAGGAGGUGAGAAGAGCUUACAGGCAACUGGCAACAGCUGCUUUGUUGCAGCUGCCGCCAGUAUCGGCACUGACGUGGCUUGCCUCCAACCUGAGACCAACUCCAAAGAUGAGAAUGACCCCUUUGUAUUCAAGGAGCAAAAAACUGAGAACUUCAAUCAAACGUCAGGACAAGGCCAAAGGGCUGAGCGAACUGGGGUUCAGCAGCUUCAGCCGCAGGUUCUCUCACCAUGGGGACAUAAUCAUGAUGACAGGAGUGGCCUGUUAAGUCACAUGAGGCGGACCUCGUUUAGCAACAGAGACCCCCUACUCCUGCAGUCCAAUUCAGUCUCUCUCAAACCACGACAAGCAACCCCCUUGCGCCUCAGUGGAGCUCCCAGUGGAGGGAAUGGUCGCCCCUACACCUGCCCGUAUUGUGCUAAAAGCUUCAUUUAUCCCUCCCACCAACGCAGACACCUGUUACGCCACACGGGGGUCCGCUUGCAUCCCUGCCAGUUCUGCGACAAGAGCUUCCUCACCCCCUUAGAGCUUACCGUCCACACUCGCACGCACACCGGCGAGCGGCCUUUUGGUUGGACGCAGUGCGGCAAACACUUUGCCUGUAAUGGCAACUUGAGAGCCCACCAACGAGACGUUCACAUGCAGAAGAGGCCCUUUGCUUGUGCCAAGUGUGGAAAGAAGUUCGCCCACAGAGGGAACCUGGACUUCUGCACAAUCACAGAGUCCACAAAGGUGAUCCGUACUACAUGGAGCAUCAGCAGGAGCCAGACAUUGCCCCUAAUCCCAUUUAAAACUAGGGUUCAUGAUCUUGAUUAAUCACCAAACAAGACUUUCA